GAGCCGAUUCCUUCAAUACUGCAGCAGCCCGAUUGCUCGGAUAUGGACCCAGUCAACGCUGUCGGCAUAGCGGCGGCAGUGGUCCAGUUUGCUGACUUUGGCUUUCGCCUUGUAAAAAGUGCGUGGGAGCUGUAUAAGUCUCCCUCUGGCCAAGCAUCCGAAUACAUUGAACUAUCCGCCGUGUCUCAGGACCUCUCAAGCCUCGCUGAUGCCGUUAAAGCCAAGCUCGACGAGAGUCAAGGGUCAAUAGGAGAGGUUUUCACUCGUCUGUACCGCGAAUGCAAGGCAACCAACGAUGAGCUUCAGAGCAUCCUCAGCAAUCUCAGGGUAAAAGCUGGCUCCAACAAGAUAGAACUAGCUGCAGAUGGCUUGCGAGUUGCGUUCAGACAAGUUGCAGCCGCUGGUGACAUUGAAAAGCUGGCAGAUCGCUUGAGCCAGAUCCGCCAGCAGAUGGACGUGGGUCUGCUGUAUCUUUUAUUGGAUGAGGCUGGUAAAAAUGGCGUAGAGUUGCGCCAGUUUGCGAAGCAACAAGCAGAUAUGAUUGCUACUCUGGAUCGAAUCGACACCACUACCAAACAGUUCAGUACAGAUAUCAUUGAUCUCAUCGAUACGUGGCCAGUGAUUCACCAGACAGAGACUGAUGAGAUGGUGCGUUAUGUGCUCAACAAUAAGAAGUGGACAAGCAAAUAUGCAAAGCAAACGGUGUUUGACGAGUUUCGAGACGAUGGGAAACACAUAAAACUGUGUCAGAGUCUGUCCUUUGAGUCGAUAAGCCAUCGAGAGACGAGCAUUCCUAAGCGACACGCGGAAACUUUUGAGUGGAUUUUUCACGAGCCACGGAUAUCAGAUGAUGGCCACGCUCUCUGGUCAAGCUUUCCGCAGUGGUUGCAGACAGAGUCGCCAGACAUCUACUGGAUUACUGGUAAACCAGGUGCUGGAAAGUCCACACUGGUCAAAUUCAUCUCACGAGACCCGAGGUUUGAAGCUCUGCUACAGGAGUGGGCAGCAGAGUCUCAACUCCUCAUUAUUACCUUUUACUCUUGGACGGCGGGAGUGAGUAGGCUUCAGAAGUCUCAAGAAGGCCUUUUUAGAACCUUUUUAUUCGAGGCUAUCCAGAAGCGGCCUCAGCUUGCCAUUGACAUUUUCCCUGCGCGGUGGUUUCUUCUCCAAUCCUUCGGUGAAAGGAUUAAAUUGCCAGCUCUGACGAUGGAUGAGCUGAGGACUGGCUUUCGGAAUCUUUUAUCUGCAACCGGCAACGGACUGAAGCUAGCCCUUCUUAUUGACGGCUUAGAUGAAUUUGACGAGGACCGCCACGAGGACCACCGCGAUUUGAUUCAUCUUCUCCGUGAGGCCAAUGCCGAGACUGGGGUGAAAGUUUGCGCCAGCAGUCGACCAUGGAACAUCUUUAGAGACGAAUACGGACAAAACCCUAUGCUGCAACUCGAGAAUUUAACCCAAGAAGAUAUCAAGUCGUUCGUCCAGGAACAGCUCCAGCUCAGCCCAGGUUACCGCGACUUCGCCGACACCAACCAGCAAGCCGCUAGCAAGAUCAUCACAGACAUUGUGGACAAGUCACAAGGCGUCUUUCUAUGGGUAUCUGUUAUUUCGCGCUUGCUACUGAAUGCGCUCCGGGAUGGAACCGCCAUCUUGGAAUUGCAGGCUACGAUUGAUAAUGUCCCGGGCGAGGUUGCCGACUUGUUUCGUUACAUCUGGAACCGAACUAGCAACCGAUUUCGCGCCGAGGCAUCGCAGUACUUUAGACUCAUGAAACUUUGUCAGGAAUAUGGAAUUCAUCUAUUCGCUCUGACGUUGUGGUUUGGUGAUGCACAAUUUCCCGUUGAUUUCGAUGCUGCUUGUGUCACCAGCACCUAUCUGACGGGUGCCGUCAAAACGCUAGAACGAAAAGUGAUGAGCCGCACCGGAGGCUUGCUUGAACUUGUAUGUGACAAUGACGACCACAUCAAACCACCGAGAGAUGUUCGCGUGGAUUACAUGCACCGGACGGCAAACGAUUGGGUUAAUGAUAACUGGGCAAGCAUUACUUCGGUGGCAGAUCCUGGCUUUGACCCUUACUUCUGGUUCGUCAAGGGCCAAUCACUGAGCGCAGUCUUUACCACCAAGCCGAAUGAAAGCAAUGUUAAGUUUCUCGCACGCUGGAAGAUUGUCUUCACCAUCGCCUCACUCGUCUCGGAAACCCACCCGGACAUGGGGACCCUCGUGACUGCUCUUGAUCGCCUAGACCAGCACUUGGCCAGCCACACGCAUGUAUAUCAAGGCGGAGGCUACCACAAGGUGCAUCGUGGGAUAUUAUCGUCUGUGAGUGACACUCGAUAUGUCCGUGUGGAUUUAAUGCAGGAGAUGGGCAUUCCAGAGCUAGGUUGCGCCAGCUUCCUCGAAUUUGCUGCCCGAGUGCCUAUUCCUGCCUAUCUAAAAUACAAAACUCAAGAGAACCCCCUAGUAUUUUCAGCCGAAGGUAAUGACUACGAAAGAAUACUAGACAACGUAAUAUUUGGUGAGAUCUGGUUCAAUAAUCCCCAGACUCGGCUCGAGAUCUUGGACUUUUUGAUCCAGGAGAAGUAUUGCCGCUCCCUGGAAUUGCUCUGCAAAGCAAAGGACAAGGCAAGAUACUCUGCUAUCAGAGCCCCUGGAACUAUUUCUGACGAACACCCUUUGUAUGUCCACUUUAUGCGGGCCCACAACUUACUUGAAUCUCGGAUAUCCCAAGCUGCUGGUCUAGCUAGCCGGGACGGAGUAGCUGUUGGCGGUAGGCGUCACAAAAUGCUGAGGCCGAGAAUGAGAAACGGACUUCGGGUGUUCUUUAAGGAGACAUUUGGCCAAAAGCAGAGCUAAUGAAGGUGGUCCGGGAAGUCGAACAGUGAACUGAAGACAGACCUUUGGGGGACGAACCACUUCGAGUGUCGUGAGUCUCGUAUGAUAGAAUGGGUUUAGACGUACUUGAUGCAUAGAGAAACGGUAGAUACACAAGACUUGCAAUAUGUACAUAUAUCAUCGGGCUUUAUUGAACACAAGAAUCGGACCAAAGAAGAACUAGCGGCUUAUACACUCGACUUGCUGUAGGUGAGGAUUAAC
This is a messenger RNA of Trichoderma harzianum CBS 226.95, 3090 nucleotides long. RefSeq lists its product as hypothetical. The record is from RefSeq and is a predicted model, not a curated record. The transcript is spliced from 2 exons. The coding region runs from base 43 to 2850 and encodes 935 amino acids. Lineage: Eukaryota; Fungi; Ascomycota; Sordariomycetes; Hypocreales; Hypocreaceae.